AUGGCGACGUUUGCUUGUGUCGAUGAUGGCAAUUUGCUGUCAGUGGCCGAAUUUGAGGUGUUUUUGAGUUUUAGAGGCCCCGAUACCCGCCUCAAUUUCACUGAUUGCCUCUAUCACUCCUUGGUCGGAGCUGGGAUUCGUGUCUUCAAAGACAAUGAAGAGAUCCGAAAGGGCAAAAAGAUUGCAGGCAAACUUCUGCAUGCCAUUGAAUCCUCCAAAAUAUACUUGCCCAUUUUCUCUAGGACCUACACAUCUAGUAAGUGGUGUCUCCGCGAGCUCACAUACAUACUAGAGUGCUCAAGCAAAGCAAAUGACAAAGUGAUUCUACCCAUAUUCUAUGACGUGAAUCCCGAUGAUGUAAAGCUCAAAACUCGAUUGUACCUCGAUGUUCUGAAGAAGCAUGAGAAGGAGUUUGGCCUCGAUGAGAUUCGGCAAUGGAAGGAAGCUUUGACCGAGGUCGCAAGAAUCAAGGGUUGGGGCAUGAAGGACAAAGGAUAA
Messenger RNA from Eucalyptus grandis, 498 nucleotides. Its product is annotated as toll/interleukin-1 receptor-like protein. Gene Ontology annotation, biological process: signal transduction. The transcript has a single exon. The coding region runs from base 1 to 498 and encodes 165 amino acids. The record is from RefSeq and is a predicted model, not a curated record. NCBI's taxonomy places the organism in Eukaryota, Viridiplantae, Streptophyta, Magnoliopsida, Myrtales, Myrtaceae.